CUCUAUCCCUCCACCAGCUGAGCUGAAACACUCAAUAAGGACGUUGGGGGGCAUAUAUGCAUGCGAGAAGCUGUGAUAGCUGCAGGCUAACUAUCUGCUCUUAAUCUCUCCGUCUUCAAACAGCCUGUGAAAUUGACAGUCCAUAGGGUGUUUGGCGUUGAUGUGCUUUUUCUGCCAUUUAUUAUAUGCAAAAACACCAACUGACAAUGCAAUUCUCUCAAGCAUGAGGACCCAUGAGUUUCUUGUGCUGUUUCUCUGUUUCUGUGCCUUGACACCCUCCUUCUCUCUCCCUGCUUCCCCUGAUGGGCUAGUGAGAAUCAGGUUGAAGAAGAGAGCCUUGGAUGAUAACAGUCUAUAUACUGCAAGAACCAUGAACAAAAAGAGCAGACAUGCCAGCAGCUUUCUGAAAAAUAUUUGCAGGAAUUUGGGUGAUUCAGAUAUGGGUAAAGUGUCCCCAAAGAAUUAUUUGAUCUGCCGUAGUUUGUCUGGUUCAUCAGAUGCAGAUGUGGUAUUGCUGAAUAAUUAUUUGAAUUCUCAAUACUUUGGAGAGAUUGGAAUUGGUUCUCCACCACAGAACUUCACUGUUGUUUUUGAUACCGGAAAUUCCAACCUCUGGGUUCCAUCAUCAAAAUGCCUUUUCUCUGUGAACUGUCAUUUCCAUCCUGCAAAUUAUAUUGCAGGCCGGUCAAGUACCUAUAAAAACAUUGGAAAUAAUAAUAAUCUUUAUUAUGGGUCGAGAUCAAUUUCUGGCCGAGAUGAUGUUCAAGUUGGGAAUGUCAUCGUUAAAGACCAAGCUUUCACUGAGAAUACACGGGAAGGAAGUCAUGCUUUGUUACUGGGAGAAGUUGAUGGGGUAAUGGGAUUGGGUUUCCAGGAGAAACCUGCAGGAAAUAUCUUGCCUAUCUGGUACAACAUGGCUGAGCAAGGUCUAGUAAACAGGAAGGCUUUCUCUUUCUGGUUGAACCGAAAUCAAGAAUCUGAGGAAGCGGGUGAGAUUGUAUUUGGUGGCGUUGUUCCCAAACACUUCAGGGGGGAGCACACCUAUGUUCCGGUUACUCGGAAGGGCUACUGGCAGGUUGAAAUAGGAGAUUUUCUUAUUGGGAACCGUUCAACAGGUUUCUGCAAGAGUGGUUGCACUGCAAUUGUGGAUUCUGGGACUUCGUUAAUAGCUGGUCCAACUUCCAUUGUGUCGCAAAUCAAUCAUGCCAUUGGAGCUGAAACUGUAACAGAUAUGGAUUGCAGACAACUUGUGCGUACCGUCGGAGAAAUAGUAAUGGAUCUCCUAAUAUCGCAGCAGAUCCAACCGGACAGCGUGUGUUCAAUGAUCAGUCUCUGCAAAUCUGAUGUUAAUAGGACACAGCAUCACCAUGUGAGCAGCAAUUAUAAUGGCCUAGAAACAAUAGUUGCAAGCCGAACAAAGGAGAGAUCAUCGGCUGUUCAAGGAUUUCCAUGUUCUCUUUGUAACGUCAUGGUCUCUGUGAUGAAAAUCCUGCUUAAACGAGAUUUUGUUCUGGACAAAAUAGUCGAAUAUGUAGCCCAGCUGUGCGAGCACCAUAAUUCUCUGCUUCAUGGGAGGUCCUUUGUUGACUGCAACAGCAUUUCGGACAUGCCAAAUGUUGCAUUUACCAUUGGAAAUAAAACCUUCCAUCUCACUCCGGAACAGUACAUUGUUAAAACCGGAGAAGGCAAUGCUGCUGCAUGCCACAGCGCGUUUGUGCCACUGGAUGUGCCUCCUGCAGCCGGAGGGCCACUUUGGAUGUUAGGAGAUAUAUUCAUGGGGGUGUAUCAUACAGUGUUUGACUUCGACAAACUGCAAGUGGGAUUUGCAGAAGCUGCACGUUAUAUAUAAUAUACCACUUUCCCUCUGGUGUUGAUGCUUAAUUCUUGCAUGAAAGCUGGAGUCAUGGUAUUCCUUGGAUGAAGUAGAUGAUGAUGAUGAUGUAUAUGUCCAUAUAUGCGUGAUAUAUAAUCAUGCAUUAAUUUAUGAUUAUUAAUGGAAAUCCUAAAUCCUUAAUUUAUGAUUAUUAAUGGAAAUCCUAAAUCCUUUUAAUUAGAUGUAUAAAUUUUCAUAAGAAAAAGAGAGCUAGCUUAUAGCAGCUAUGCUGAUGACCAUGUCUGAAUGGCUGGCCUGGUCAGCGUUUGUAUGUAUUAAUAUAUAGAUCUCAUCUAUUCUUCCCAUAUGGGUGUAAACCUAGUAAGGUAAAUAUAUAUGGCUUUAAUUUGUGGCAAUUGAUUCAAUUAUAUAAACUACUGCAUUUCACCA
Molecule: messenger RNA, 2263 nt
Organism: Nelumbo nucifera (sacred lotus)
Lineage: Eukaryota; Viridiplantae; Streptophyta; Magnoliopsida; Proteales; Nelumbonaceae
Source: RefSeq, a predicted model, not a curated record